AUGAUUGACGACAUUUUGAAGCACACAAAUAUGCAUAUCGAUCAGCUGAGAGUUGAUCACCAGUACUCUAGAGAUCGGGGCUGUAAAAACAUCAACAAGAAUGAAUUUAUGGCAUACUUGGGUCUACUAUAUUUGAUCGGUAUAAACAAAUCUCACCACGCAAAUGUGAAAGAGAUCUUUUCCAGUGACGGUACCGGAAUUCAAAUAACAAGAGUUGUCAUGAGUUACAAGAGAUUUCUCUUAAUCAUCCGCUGCCUGAGAUUCGAUGACAAGAAUACCAGAAUCGAAAGGAGGAAAGUUGACAAACUGGUAGGAAUUCGUGACUUCUUCCAAGCUUUUGUCAACAACUGCAAGUUAUUAUUCAACUUGAGCGAAUAUACUACGAUCGAUGAGAUGCUGCAUCCAUUUAAGGAUCGUUGUAGCUUCAUCCAAUAUAUUCCUAGUAAACCAGCGAAAUACAGGCUGAAGAUUUUUGCGUUAUGUGAUGCUAAAAGUUUUUACACAUCCAUUCUAGAAAUAUAUUGCGGAAAACAACCCGAUGGACAAUUGGAUAAUUGGCAGACAAAAGCAAGACUGUUGAAUCCGCUCUUUUUUGUUGGUUUCCAAAAGGACAAAAUGUUAGUGUCCUAUGUACCUCGGAAAAAUAAAUCUGUAAUAUUACUCUCAACAUUACAUGACGACAGCGAAAUGGAUUCCGACACCAAAAAGCCUCAGGUUAUACUGGUCUACAACGAAACCAAAGGCGGAGUGGAUACUGUCGACAAAAUGUGUGCCGCUUACUCGGUCUCUAGAAUAACAAGAAGAUGGCCAUGUGUACUUUUCUACACUUUGAUGAAUAUUGGCGACAUAAAUGCUCAAAUUUUAUACAAAUUUGCCUGUCCAGUAAAGGCUCCUAAGCAUCGAAGAGUUUUCCUGAAAAAUUUGGCAUUAAGCCUCAUGAAAGAGCAUCUUAUCUUCAGAUCAAAUCUCAGACAUUUACCUCAAGAUAUAAGUGCUUUUCUCAAAGUGAAUUACGGUCGGGGUGUUGAACCGAUAACAGAAGAAGAAAAAAGAAACCCUACAAAAAACACGGUGUGUAUCGGUCAUGUGCAUUGGAGAAGAAAAGAUCCUCAGCAUCAAUGA
Messenger RNA from Colletes gigas, 1122 nucleotides. Its product is annotated as piggyBac transposable element-derived protein 4-like. The record is from RefSeq and is a predicted model, not a curated record. NCBI's taxonomy places the organism in Eukaryota, Metazoa, Arthropoda, Insecta, Hymenoptera, Colletidae. Bases 1 to 1122 code for a protein of 373 amino acids. The transcript has 2 exons.